UCAGGUAUCUCCACAGGUAGCCUACAGUGGGCUACAACGCGAGUUAGCCGGGCCACGUCGAAAGUGCAGUAAUUUCAGGUGUUUAAGUGGUUGCUGAUUCUGUCAGUCGGUCAGCUAAUAAGGGCUCUUCAGUUUAUUCGUAAGUUUUUGCUCUGAGAGUGCAUUUAGGCUACUUUAUGGCUUCCGCCACCGUGUGUUCGGAAAUGUCGUUCGCUUCGUUUAAUAAGGAAGUAAAGUUUGUUUACCACUACAGCACAACAUCCCGAGCUGUAGAAUGAGUGUGGGUUUCAUAGGAGCAGGCCAGGUGGCCUACGCUCUGGCAAGAGGCUUUAUAGCUGCAGGCGUGAUUGCCACCCACAGAAUCACAGCCAGUUCCCCAGGCACAGAUCGCCCCACAGUACAGGGACUGCGGAAAAUUGGUGUCAAUUUCACCACCAGCAACAAAGAGACAGUGAGCAAAAGUGAUGUUCUCUUCCUGACUGUGAAGCCCCACAUCAUCCCUUUUGUACUGGAUGAGAUUGGACCAGACAUUGAAGAUCGUCACCUUAUUGUGUCCUGUGCUGCAGGAGUCACCAUCAGCUCUAUAGAGAAGAAGCUGCAGCAGUAUCAUACUGAUCCAAAGGUAAUGCGAUGCAUGACAAACACUCCAGUUGUGGUACGCGAGGGGGCAACUGUGUACGCCACAGGCACCUAUGCAGCAGUGGAGGAUGGAAAGCUUCUGGAGCAGCUGAUGGCCAGUGUAGGAUACUGCACUGAGGUGGAAGAAGAUCUGAUUGAUGCCGUCACUGGCCUUAGCGGCAGUGGUCCUGCUUAUGCGUUUACAGCUAUAGAUGCUCUUGCUGAUGGUGGAGUGAAAAUGGGCCUUCCCAGGAGAUUGGCUAUACGCCUUGGAGCUCAAGCCCUGCUGGGCGCUGCUAAAAUGCUGUUAGACUCAGACCAACACCCUGGGCAGCUCAAGGACAAUGUGUGUUCACCAGGGGGCGCCACCAUCCACGCCCUGCAUGUCAUGGAGAGUGGUGGCUUCCGCAGUCUCCUCAUCAAUGCUGUAGAGGCCUCCUGUGUUAGGACUAGGGAACUUCAGUUUUUGGCGGACCAAGAGAAAAUCUCCCCAGCUGCCAUAAAGAAGACAACUCUGGACAAAGUGUUGCAGCAGCCAGGAGUGACUGUCGAUGGUGUUGGAGUCAGAUCUCAUGGGAUCAGUAUGUUCAACAGCAGUAACCCCAGGACCAAGAAGAAGUAAUCCUUUUAAUGUGUGGAACAAUAAAUAUGCAGUAUAUGCUGUGAAUAAACCACUACUGACAGAAGAACAUACAUUAACCUAGUGCAUUACUUUUCUAGAUUAAAAAUGAGGUAUAAACAAUUUUUUGAUAAUGCUGUAACAGUUCAAGCCAUAUUUCUUUUUGUAAUGAAGUGCCUUUCCUUUUGGCAGGCUAGACUAAAAUAAUUGAAUAUUUGUGGUAUGGCUUAUAAGUUAGAUUCACUUAAUAGCGAUGCAAUUGAGUGGAAUGGACACUCAAUCGCCACUUAUGUGCAACCUGUAUUUAAUGCAAGCUCAAAUUAAUGUUAAUCUCUUAAACAGAAUGUGCUAAAUGGUAUAUGGUGCAAUGAAACUGAGGAUGUUUUUUUUUUUUUACAUGUUUAAAAAACAUUUUGUGAAUGUUUGUGUUAAAACGCAUUGGCAAGGGAGAAAGUAGUUUUUAAAUCACUGUCCAGCACUUGCAUUUUGUUAUAUUUGAAAGGUGCUAUAUAAAUAAAUCUUGAUUGAUUGAGUAAA
Molecule: messenger RNA, 1774 nt
Organism: Etheostoma spectabile (orangethroat darter)
Lineage: Eukaryota; Metazoa; Chordata; Actinopteri; Perciformes; Percidae
Product: pyrroline-5-carboxylate reductase 1, mitochondrial
Exons: 8
Coding region: 275-1240 (321 amino acids)
Biological process (GO): L-proline biosynthetic process
Molecular function (GO): pyrroline-5-carboxylate reductase activity
Source: RefSeq, a predicted model, not a curated record